This is a messenger RNA of Amoebophrya sp. A25, 445 nucleotides long. The record is from the annotation of a GenBank genome assembly. Lineage: Eukaryota; Dinophyceae; Syndiniales; Amoebophryaceae.
CUUCUGCUGUGCGGAAAACUUCAAGCAAGGAGAAUGCUGAUGUUGUGGAGGCAUCUGGAGGUCCAGCGGUAGUUGCUAGUGCCGCUUCGUCCACCACUCCAGUGACAACACCAGCUACUUCAUCAUCCAGCUCUUCCUCAACUACACCUUCUACAACAGGACCAGGAAAAGGUGUCUCAUCCACGCAAGCGCAACAAGAACCAGCCGCUUCCUCUUCCUCCUCAAGCAGCUCCAGCUCCAGCAUUAUGCCUGCGAUGCCUUCUUUGUCGGCUGAAGUUGAGUGGGAGCGAUUCGAGAUCAAGGCUAAAUCUCACUCAGUCAACUGCGUUCACGAGAUGGUGAAGCCCAAAGGCUACGCAAGCCCCCAGCUCGGCGACGACUUCGAGCCCAAAGCCAAACAGUAUCCCUACGUCCUCGACACCUUUCAGCGACGCGCGGUCGAGUG